AUGCCGCCGCCUCCAUCCAUCUCCCCGCUCUGUCUGGAAAUAUGCUCGCCCCCGACCUCCGAAGUUGACGCUGAUGAGGUGCUUGGCUCCGAUGACGAACUCGACGAUGUAGCGCUUUCUGCUCGGCAUCGAAGGAUUGAGCGCCUGGCGGAGGCAUACCUGCAGGGCACACCACUUUUCAUACUCUCCGCCUCGCUUCGAGGCCCGUUCGACAAGGACUGGGUCAACCCGUGGAAGAAAUCGAGGAGGAAAGCGACCAACUUAGGGCAGAGGCAUGGCCGUUCAUAUAAGGAGCCAGAAGAAGUGGAGGAGGUUGUGGUACAAGAAACAAACUCGCGAAAACGUCGACGAUACCAUGAGUCGCGGGACAUCGGUGGCUCGGAUUCGCCCGUCAUCUCAUCGGAUCUGGAGCUCGCAGCAUCUCUACCAAAUGGGAACACUAGAUCGACCUCGGAGAGGCCAAAGGUCUUGAAACCAACGAGUGGAACAUCGACCCGCACUGUGCUAUCCUCGCGUCCAACGCCGAAAAGGUCACUGCCUUGGGUAAGACCCUCCGCUGCACAAGCUCAGGAGCAGGAACCAAGUCCAUUUAUCCAACAUGAUGCACGUUGGUUGAAAAAGGAUCGUGUCCGCAUCAAUUCAAACAACAUUAACCCCCCCACAUCUCCCACAGCCACUGUCUCCAGCCGUCACUCGGAACUUCGGGCACGCGCGGCCAUCUCAUCCAAACGACGCUCGCAGACGCCUGUGCUUCGGCCUCAAGCUCAUUCCCAUACCACCUCAAUCGGACACUCAAGCUCCCCCGGCCGCACGCUUUCCCGCCAGGGGUCCAUUGCGAGAACGGAUAUAUCGCGUGAGGGAGCAUCCAAAUCACCCGCCAAGCAAUCCAUCCGUAGCGAUAUGGAUCAUGCUGCCUUUUUGAAACCAGCCAAGGAGCAUGGCUCGCUCUGCAUUGUCUCCUCCUCAUCUCAACUUCCAAAAUUUGAAUACCGCCGGCGCAGGCUCUUUCCCGUCCUUACACAAGAUCAUGUUCAGCCAUCAUCGGCUGCAGAGGUUGAGCAGAUAGAGCCAGGAUCCGCUGCUGUUGCUGAUCAGCCCCCUCAGCCUCCAGGACCUCGAAACGUGUCCUUUGCGGACAAUAUCGCAUCUCGUCAAUUGGAGAGUUCACAGGAAUCGCACACUCUGAGGAGGGGGUCCAUCGUAACGACUGCUCAAUCCAACUCCGAACUUGGCCAGGAGCAACAGGCCAUCAUGCCCAUGCCUAGCAAUCCCAGCGAAAAACUUGACUCAGCUCAACGGGUGCCUGGAACCUCAGCCAUGAUGGACUGUGUCACGUCUUUGCAUACUAUUGCGGUCUCGAAAGACACUACUGACUAUGAUGGUGAUACUAUCCCUGAUCCUCCUUUUUCUACUCAGGCAGCGGUUCUCCUCGCACAAAGAUCCUUUCAAAAUGACUUGGACAGCCCCGAGCAUGAGCCACCUAGGGGACCGGAAAACGAUCAAUCUCGAACUGCAGCUGCUGCCUCACCCCCUGCAAUCAACAUCACGCCGUUCCGUCAUAUGAAUAUUCCACAGAAAAUUAGUACACUUGGACACCCGAUGCAGGAUUCGUCCGUCGGAGCCCCAAUGAUGAGCACACAGUGCAUCAUUGACGCUGUGACUCCGUUUACCUUUAGUACCGCAAAGAAGAAAACCAGCCACCAAAUUUACACCUUGAAAAGUCACUCAGAUAACAAAAAGAAACGCAUUAGUUUCGGAACCCAUCCGUCGCCAUCAAUACAUUCCUCCCCGUCUUCAGGCAAAGAUGUUCGUUCGCGUAAUGAGACUCAGGAUGAUGAGAUAGGUCCACAUAUCGCAAGCCAGAGGACCUCGUCGCCCCGGGAGCAUCAGUCUCCCAGCCAAAUCAGCGCCCUGCCUAUGACCUUAUCAGGAACCACGCCUCCCACAGCUCAGGACGGGCAAGGAGCUAUUGGAGGGGCAGAUAGCUUCAAUCUUAGCCAAGCUAUCGCAGACGCGGGCAGUUGGUUGCAACAGAGUUUUGAGAUCAACAAAGAUCUCCAGAGAUGCACCAAUAGUGCAUCAGUCCCUUCAUGA
Molecule: messenger RNA, 2094 nt
Organism: Aspergillus clavatus NRRL 1
Lineage: Eukaryota; Fungi; Ascomycota; Eurotiomycetes; Eurotiales; Aspergillaceae
Exons: 1
Coding region: 1-2094 (697 amino acids)
Source: RefSeq, a predicted model, not a curated record